AAAAUGUGAUAAUCAGUUGAUUUGACUCAGUCUUUCCGAUUGCUUGGUGUAAGAUGCAAGUUUCCUUCUUCCAAACUCAUAAGAAAUCGAAUCACAACUUGUAAUUGUUCAUUUGUUCAUCAGCCAUUGAUUAAAUCAAAAUGAAAUCUUCCGUUGCUACUGUCUUGAUUCUUGUUUUCACUUGUUCAACAACUGUUUCAUCCGAUAAAAAUUAUGAUCCAUUAUCUGCCCUUGAAAUUAGAGGCUUUGAUCCUGAUUAUAAGCUUCAAAUGCCAUUCCAUGGAUUGCUUCAGAAAUUUGCAACUUGCUUGAAAAAUAUUUUCACUCUUCAUCGAGGUAAGCUUGACGAGUUGAAAGGUAAACUGGACACUACCUUUGACCGAGUUUCGGUUGUGGAUGGAAAAUUGAAAGAAUAUGAAACCUCGUAUCAAGCGUAUCCAUCAAAAGGUUCAUGUGCUUGUCCUAGUGUGGAUCAAAUCUAUGGAAAGCUGAAAGAGUAUCCAACUAAUUUUGCAGUUAACUUGAAGUUGUUCCAAUUGGUUCCAUUGUGGGGUAAAGUUGGACGUCUUGAACAAAUGAUUUAUCAGAAUCACUACACACUCCGUAAUUAUUUGAAUUUUAUCCAACAAUUGGAGAGUCAUAACCGAUUCGUUAGGCCCAGGAAAGAUGUUAAUGUCACCGGUGAAAUAGAAAGAUAUUUGCAUUCAGUUGAGUCCGUCUCCGGGUAAAUUUUUGCAUUCCCAUUUCUUUCUUUAUGGUCCUUUACCUUGUUUGUUUAUCCUCAUUUAAAGAUGUCCUUUUGCUUUAAUAAUCAACUUUUUUCUAAAUAUCAACAUUGUAUCUCAUAUAAAUUAAUUGGUCAAUAAACGUGGUUUGAAAGAGAUGAAAA
This is a messenger RNA of Tetranychus urticae (two-spotted spider mite), 889 nucleotides long. RefSeq lists its product as uncharacterized. The record is from RefSeq and is a predicted model, not a curated record. Lineage: Eukaryota; Metazoa; Arthropoda; Arachnida; Trombidiformes; Tetranychidae.